AUGGCUCGGUGCAGGAGUUACUUACGGGGACUGGAUAUCUGCGUCACUGUCUUACUGUUGGUCUCAGGAGUGGUGAUGAUCAGUGUGGGCUUUUCUUCCACUGACAGUGACAAACCCGUCGCAAAGUUGUUGGAAAAGUUGUCCAGCAGUGAUGGGCUGCUGGUGCUGCAGGUGCUGGGACCCAUCACUGUGGUCCUCUCCCUCCUGGGUCUGUGUGCAGCUUCUUUAGACAUUAAGUCCCUGCUUCUCCUGUUCUCAGCUCUCACCUUUGUGGAGUUUGUGGCCCUGAUAGUGGUCGCCUCUCCUCUCAUACAGAUACAAGCCCAGAUGGACAGUGCAGUGGAGGACGUGUUUGUGAAUGUGACCCCACUACACAAGCAACAAACCUAUAUCAAACAGGAGCUGAGCAAACUUCAGGCAUCUGAAUCUUGUUGUGGUUUGAGGAGUUUUGAGGACUGGGGGGAGCAAUUCCCUGCUUCCUGUCUCUGCACAUCUCCCACUCGGUUUCCACAGAGCAACUUGGAGGUCUCCAAUGUCAGUUCUGUGGACUCAUGUGUGUUAGCUGUGAGGAUUCCACACUACAUCUGGGUUCAUUCUGAGCCCUGUGGCGCGAUACUGAAGAACUAUCUGACUUUCCCCAUCAAAGUCAGAAUAGGAAUUAUUUCUGCCGUUACCACCAUCACAAUAGCAGCGAUAGCCUUGUCUCUGGCUCUGGGUUUGGAGGAGCGCUGGAGAGGGUCUGCUGUGGAGAGCACAGUGGAUGACUACAACAGAGUGAAAUACCAACCUCAACCUUACUUCUCCUGA
Molecule: messenger RNA, 807 nt
Organism: Knipowitschia caucasica
Lineage: Eukaryota; Metazoa; Chordata; Actinopteri; Gobiiformes; Gobiidae
Source: the annotation of a GenBank genome assembly